Molecule: messenger RNA, 1300 nt
Organism: Poeciliopsis prolifica (blackstripe livebearer)
Lineage: Eukaryota; Metazoa; Chordata; Actinopteri; Cyprinodontiformes; Poeciliidae
Product: CD209 antigen-like protein E
Exons: 6
Coding region: 1-867 (288 amino acids)
Biological process (GO): biological process involved in interspecies interaction between organisms
Cellular component (GO): external side of plasma membrane
Molecular function (GO): D-mannose binding; fucose binding
Source: RefSeq, a predicted model, not a curated record
AUGGAUCGCCAACAAAACUUCAACAGAGAUAGACUUCUCUGUGGACAAGGAGGAUCUGUAUUUGGAAACUACAAGGUGAUCAUUGUGUGUCUUGGACUGCUGAAUGCCGUGUUAUUCAUAGCUGCCAUUGUUCUUGGUGUUAAAUGUGCUCAAGCCAAACAAGACUCUCUCCAGGUUUCCCACUCAGCUGCAUUUCAGGUCAUCAGUGAGGUCACUUUUCUUCGCAGCAACCACAGCGAUGUGGUCGGAGCUGAAAACCAAGCCAUGAGAGCACUGGCAAACGCAAUAAAAAAUCACACUCAACUGAAGGAGAAAAUUGAGCAGCAAAAGAUCGUUAAUGAUGGAUAUCAAAAGCAGGUGGAAGCUCUGCAAGCGGAGAAGACACACCUACAGGCCAACAUGUCGGCCUUAGGUUUAACUUGUGGCAAAUGUCCCCUUGGAUGGCUUAUUUUCAACUCGAGCUGCUAUUUCUUUUCUUACACUGAGUCCACUACUGUGAAGAAAAACUGGUAUAAAAGCAGAGAGGACUGCAUCCAACGUGGAGCUGAUCUUGUUGUGAUUGAGAACCAGCAGGAACAGAAAUUUAUCAGUCAUACUAUUAAUGAUAUGAGAAGUGGUCAACAUGUUUGGGCAAGUGGAUUCUGGAUUGGCCUCACAGAUAUGGAUACAGAGGGAACUUGGGUUUGGCUUAAUAAUGUCACAGAGGUCGAACAAAGGUAUUGGAUGGAUGGGGAACCAAAUGACAUGCACACAGGCGAGGACUGUGGCGUUGCAGUUUACAGCGACGAGAAUCCUUGGAAGACACGCUAUGACUGCGACUGUCGCCAGAGACAGUUACAAUGGAUAUGUGAAAUCAACCAAAGCUGAAAACAUGUGAAGCAGUUGCUUGCACUGCCAAAAAUAAAGGAUUUCAGUUCCAAAAAUAUUUACUUUUUACUGGCUUUGAAAUGUUCUUAUUAUGAUUUUAAGGUGUUCAGAGUUUUGACACCAGUAUUUUUACCAAUAUUGGAUCUUGUGAACACAGUUACCUUCCAUAGUUCAGCAUUACAACAUCAACAAGCCAUUUGGAGAAAGAGAAAGUGUCACAUAAUUGUGAUUGUGUUUGUGUUCAGAUUUAAAAAACAAUAUAUGAGCUGUCGUGGUCAUUAGUACUUUGAUUUUGUAUUAUGGUUAUUUUGUGUGUGAUUUUGGUUUUGUCACUGUUAGCUAUAGCUCUCCAGUUCAUUCCACAGGUUUAAAACCUUUAGUUCUUGUGUCAUGUAAUUUCCAUAUUUCUAUAUGUAUUUUGAUUCUGAAUCAA